AUGUGGACAGAAGACAGGAUUCUGCUUGAGGUUCGUCUCAAACGUUUUUUUGAUGAACAAACUCAGAUCCUCCAGAACCUGGAGCUGCGACUGAGCUCCUGCCUCCACCAGAGCUCCUCCCUCCACAGUCAGGUGGGGCGGCUGUUGGCGCUGAAGCUCCAGCUCCUCCAGGGGGCGCUGCACAGGCUGUUUGUGGUCAGACACGUCAGUCUGACUCUGUUGAAGGAGAUGAAACUGAGCACGCUCAGUACAGAUGACCUCACCACAACGAGAACAACGCCUGUGACCCCUGUGACCCCUGUGACCCCUGUGACCUCUGUGCAGGAGGGGGCAGAGUGGGAGUCUGGAGUGGAGCUGCUGCAGCGCCUCCUUCAGACGAUCGUGGGAAACGCAGUGAACCUCAGCCUCCAGCAGGAGCGCCCCCUGGAGGAGGAGAACCACACUGAUGACGUGAAGGAGCGCCUGGCGGAGGCGGCGGCGGAGAGCGUGUAUCUGACCAAACUCUCUCUCACGGCUUUGGUGCACAAGUACUACUCACAGCUAGGGGGCGCUCUGCAGAGAUUUCAGCAGGAGGCUGCCACAAGCCGCCAUCACGACCAGCAGGGGGCGCAGCAGAGCGGCGCUGUCCUGCACACUGUCCUCAGAGAGUUAGAAAAGUGGAGCAGGAAGACGACGUCUGCGGAGUGUCACCCCAGAGUGAAACGGGCCAAACUGAAGCUGCUGUUUCAGAUUCGAACAGAAACUCAGAGUCGGUUUGAAAACCUCAGACUCCAGAAAGUCAACUCUGAAAUAAACCUAGACCAGACAAAAGACCGGAUCAUGGGGGCGGAGGAGAGUUUCUUUCAGGAGUUGGCAGCUUCAGCUCGAGUUUCACUGAAGAAAAGACCAGAGGAAGAAGAAGAAGAGUGUGAGCCUGUGACCUUUGACCUGCGUGACCUGUUGACCUUAAACCCGGCUUUGGACCCGGCUCUGAACCCGUCCCUCACUCCUCUGGCUCCACUGAAGAAGAACUAAACCAGGACUGGACCAGGACUGAACCAGGACUAAACCAGGACUGGACCAGGACUGAACCAGGACUGGACCAGGUCUGGACCAGGACUAAACCAGGUCUCAGACUCGGCCGUUCUCUGU
Molecule: messenger RNA, 1131 nt
Organism: Boleophthalmus pectinirostris (great blue-spotted mudskipper)
Lineage: Eukaryota; Metazoa; Chordata; Actinopteri; Gobiiformes; Gobiidae
Gene: evc
Product: evC complex member EVC
Exons: 8
Coding region: 1-1014 (337 amino acids)
Source: RefSeq, a predicted model, not a curated record